Molecule: messenger RNA, 2546 nt
Organism: Tripterygium wilfordii
Lineage: Eukaryota; Viridiplantae; Streptophyta; Magnoliopsida; Celastrales; Celastraceae
Product: probable indole-3-pyruvate monooxygenase YUCCA7
Exons: 3
Coding region: 565-1902 (445 amino acids)
Molecular function (GO): flavin adenine dinucleotide binding; NADP binding; N,N-dimethylaniline monooxygenase activity
Source: RefSeq, a predicted model, not a curated record
GGACAGAACAAUGAAUUUUGAGGAAAAAAAAAACAGUGCACAGAGAGGACAGAAUGUAGAUUAAGAACCAACAGUUACAGUGCAAUGGGAAGGACAUUAAGACUUCUAAAGGAAGGAUUAAUUGGAGUCCUACAUUUGAUACACUAACUACUACUGGACAAACAACUAACUGAUGUCAACUGAAGAAGCAAGAACUUGACUCCACAGAUUUAGAUCUCACAUGGAAUUCAAUUACAAGAAUUGUUAUCAAUCAAUGAAAUAAUCAAAAAGGAAGUUUAGCACCCAAGCUUAUCAGUUGGACUUAAACUUCUUUAGGAAUCACAUGCCUCCUCUCUCAUGGCCAAAUACCUUCCCGCUAUUUAAACCCCUCCAUCGCUCAUUCUCUUUCCACACAAUCAGUCAAACACAUCACCACUUUCAUAACAAAAUUCCAUUUUGUUCCCUUCUCCACUCCUCUUUGUCCAGAUACACCAAAAACACUUCAUAUAUCUCUAUCAUUCUAAUUCCUUCUCUUUCUUUUGGCUUCUGACUCUCUCUUUUUUCCCCUGCUAAAUUUGUUCUGAUAUGUAUAACACUCCCAUUACUUGUCUUAACAUACCAAAUAUGUUGCAAACAUUUGGUCAUCAGCAUCAUCAUCUUCAUGAAGACUUGUUCUUCUCUAGGAGAUGUAUUUGGGUGAAUGGACCUGUCAUUGUUGGGGCUGGUCCUUCAGGCCUUGCUGUUGCAGCUGGUCUUAAACAGCAAGGUGUGCCUUUCAUUGUUCUUGAAAGAGCUAACUGCAUUGCCUCUCUUUGGCAAAACAGGACUUACGAUCGCUUAAAGCUUCACCUCCCUAAACAAUUCUGUCAAUUACCCAGUUUUCCAUUCCCAGAGGACUUUCCAGAGUACCCUACAAAGUAUCAGUUCAUUAACUAUCUAGAAUCAUACGCAGAACACUUCAACAUAAACCCACAUUUCAAUGAGGCAGUUCAAUCUGCUAAAUAUGAUGAAACUUUUGGCUUGUGGAGAGUCAAAACUGUUUCAACAAGUGCUUCAAAUCCUGUUGAGGUUGAGUACAUAUGUAGGUGGCUUGUGGUUGCCACAGGAGAGAAUGCUGAAAAAGUUGUGCCUGAUUUUAAAGGUUUGAAAGAGUUUAGUGGUCCUGUAACACAUGCUUGUGACUACAAAUCGGGCGAAAGUUGUCAAGGAAAAAGCGUGCUUGUGGUCGGCUGUGGCAAUUCAGGAAUGGAAGUCUCUCUUGAUCUUUGCAACCACAAUGCUCAUCCAUCAAUGGUUGUUCGAAGCUCGGUUCAUGUGUUACCAAGGGAAGUUCUUGGGAAAUCAACAUUUGAAUUAGCAGUAACUUUGAUUAAAUGGUGUCCACUUUGGAUGGUGGACAAGAUAUUGUUGGUUCUUGCAAGGUUAAUACUUGGAAAUGUUGAGAGAUAUGGGUUGAAGAGGCCAUCUUUAGGUCCUUUAGAGCUCAAAAACAUUGCAGGAAAGACACCUGUGUUGGACAGUGGUGCCUUAUCCAAAAUAAGAUCCAGAGAUAUCAAAGUUGUUCCUGGAAUCAAGAGGUUUGCCCCAGGAAGAGUGGAGCUUGUUAAUGGUGAAAAUAUGCAGAUUGAUUCUGUAAUUUUGGCUACUGGGUAUCGAAGCAAUGUGCCUUCAUGGCUCAAGGACAAUGAUUUCUUUUCUGAAGAUGGAAUACCCAAGAACCCAUUCCCAAAUGGGUGGAAAGGCAAGGCUGGACUAUAUGCAGUUGGGUUCACAAGAAGAGGUCUAUCUGGUGCAUCACUAGAUGCAAUUAGUGUAGCACUUGACAUUGCCAAACGCUGGAAAGAAGAAACUAAGCAGACAAGGAAAUCGGUCACGGGUCAGCAUAGGAGAUGUAUUCACAUUUUUAGAGCUAUUGAGAACUAGCAUGACUCGCCCAACUUAUCUGUCGGCAGGAAGUGCUCGGGACCUAUUCUGCCCGAGUUUAGUCCCAACUUGGCUGUCCAAAAUAGGCAAACCCGGUGGUGGUGAUCUCAGUUCAAAAAGAGUACUGGCAUGACAUUAUCUUGAUCUGUUUCAUUCUACUUUGUUGAUGGGUUUGUGUAUAGAGAACAAGACAAGAAACAUAGGAAGGAGCCCUCUCCGAAACAAAAACCCAAGAUCUGCAAAUAAGUGGGUUCUAAUGUAAAAAAAUGGAAGACGAGGCUUGUUGGAUUUUUUCUAGUCGAAAAUCACAAAUGCUAAAGAUUCCUUCUUUCUACCAUCUCUGUCUAUGGUCUCUGAUCUACCUAAUCAUUAAUGCAGCAGAUAGGUUGGCUUAUCUAAUUCUCUCUCCACAACCUGCUCCACUGGAGCCCUUUCAACCCUUUGUUUUCAUGUUGCCUUCCAUGCACAUGGACAAAGCUCACAUAACAGGCAUUCAAACUUUAAACUCUUAUAAUUUCACAAUUAUGACUGUUAAUAACAGAAUAAAGAAAACAUAUGCAGUAUGGCUUUUUAUCAGACACUAAACUAAACUUGUUUCUGCUAAGAACCUAUAAGAGAUAUGAAAGAACAUAAUAACAAGAAAA